Messenger RNA from Heterobilharzia americana, 4300 nucleotides. The record is from the annotation of a GenBank genome assembly. NCBI's taxonomy places the organism in Eukaryota, Metazoa, Platyhelminthes, Trematoda, Strigeidida, Schistosomatidae.
AUUCUUUCCAACGGCGGUGUAUUUGGUGACCGCCGAUACUGGGAGUUUGUUUUUACGGUCAUGGGUGCUAUACUUGUUAGUCGGUGAAGUUUUUAUAAUAGUCUUCGGACAGCAUUAAUGGAGUGCAAUUCUUCGAAGGCUAUGAGCCCAGAUGAAGCAUUUGACGACCAGAGGCUAAAUCAAGAUAUCCCUAUCAAAAGUGAUUCAACCCUCAAUUGCCAGAUACAACCGACGGAAUGUACGAAGUUUCGAUGUAGAAUAAGCACUGUCGAAAGACUGGAUGGUGGCGCUGCAAAGGCAGAUUCAUGUACACGUAAUUUCAAUGUCAGUGAUGCAUCGCCACUUCAACCAACCUGGGUUUCAUCUAGCAACACGCAGGGACAUUCUUUCAUACGUCGAACGCUGCAUAAGCCAGCCUACUGCCAUCAUUGUGGGGAAGUUAUAUGGGGACUACUAAGUAGUGGGUUUCAGUGUGAAAUUUGCAACCUCCUUGCUCAUGAACGCUGCCAAACCAUAGUGAGCUCUCUAUGCACAUCUGUGGCACCUCUUCAUGUAAAGUCUCCAGUAUCUCAUUGUUGGUCCGAUUUGGGUCAUUUCAAACGAAAGUUUUGCAACGUUUGUCGUAAACGGUUGGAAGACAGUUUGUCUGUGCGAUGUGAAGUUUGUGAAUAUUAUUGUCAUGUGGAUUGUCAAGACUAUUCUAUCAAUGAUUGCAAACAAGGUGCAACAUGUUCUCCAGGCAAACCUGUGUGUUCCCCACGUCAAACACAUCAUUGGAGGGAGGGGAAUUUACCAACUAACUCAAAAUGUUUUAUAUGUCGUAAAACAUGUUGGUCUUCUGAAUGUCUUACUGGUUAUCGUUGUCAAUGGUGUGGUCGAACUGGUCAUGCAGGAUGUAUAGAUAAAAUGGGAAUGGAUGAAUGUGAUUUUGGUCCAUUACGCGAUAUCAUGUUACCGUCAUUCUGUGUUAGUCUUCCACGAAUAAACAUUCCUAUUGAACAUGUUCUCGGUGUAACCAAACGUCCACAAGGUCGAACUGUUUCAGUUGAUUGGUCGAGCAGUGGUGAAAGCAAAGAGGAUAGUUGGCAAGAUACACGAUCACCAAGAGAAACUAUAGAUCAUGCAAGUAGUGACGAAUAUGUAUGUGUAUUCGAUGGUAUUGGAGCGUUAAAGAGACGUUCAUGUCGAAGUUUUAAUUUUUCAAAAUCAGUGUCCACUUAUUCAGCAGUUAAAAGAUUUUUGAAGACAUUUCAUUUGGCUGGAACACCUGAUUAUUACAAUGUAUAUGAAGUUAAUGAACAUGAUGGAACUGAAAACAAACUCAAUUAUCAUAUCAACCUUCGAAGUCAGUUGAGAUUCGAUUUAAAACAGCCUUCUAUUUUGAUAAGAUCUAAAAAACCUGAAGAAUCAACACUAACUAUUAAAGUAUAUGCUGGUGAUCUUCGCCUAUUGCUUGCUCCUCAUGUGCCACCUUACGAAGAAGUAACUAUCACCCCCGAAACUACUGCAUCAAAAGUUGUUGCUAUGGCUUUAAAUAAUUUUGGUUGUGGGCAUAUGAGCCCAGAUGAUUGUUAUCUAAGCAGUGUACGAAUUGAUCGUACAGUUAGUGAACACUUAUUGAAUAAAGAUGAUCGUCCUAUGGCACUUUUAGAACAAUUACGCGAAGAAUCAGCUAGAAUAUCACAAUUUACACGAUUUGAAUUACGAUUUUUUGAAGAUUCUCCAAUUCAAUCUAGUGUAUCAUUAUUUGUUGGUAAUCUUAAAGAAAAUCUUUCACAACGUUUAUAUGAACGUUUAUUAUUAGAGAAGUUAGGUGAAAAGUAUCGAUGGGAUUCUAUUGAUGUUAUCUAUUAUGAAAGUGGUUGUCUUGUCUUAAAUUAUCAUUCAAGUGAAAAAGCUGAACAAGCUUAUGAAUUGUUGAGUGAUUCUGUAUUUAUGGAUAAACCAUUGAUUGCUUUAUUACUUCCAACAAUUCAUCCCCAAAAUCUACCCGAAGGUAUUCAACCACUAUUGGUAUUUGUCAAUUUGAAAUCUGGAGGCUGUCAAGGAAUGGAUUUAAUUGUCGCUUUUCGUCGAUUACUCAAUCCAUUUCAAGUAUUUAACCUGGAUUAUGGUGGACCUCUUCCUGGUUUGUAUUAUUUUCGUCAUCUAGUCUCAUACAAAGUACUUGUAUGUGGUGGGGAUGGUACAGUAGGAUGGACAUUGUCUUGCCUAGAUAUUGUUGGACAAGAUGCUGCUUGUAAUGCUCCACCAAUCGCUCCACUUCCUCUUGGUACUGGUAAUGACCUAUCUCGUGUUCUUCGAUGGGGAUCAGGUUAUUCAUCAGAUGAUGAUCCUUUAACUAUCCUCAAGGAUGUAGUGGCUGCGGAAGAAGUAAAAUUAGACCGAUGGACAUUAAUUGUUCGACCUGAAGAAGAUUUCAAAGAUGAAGCAAAAUUAGCUUUAGAAUUACAAACUAAUGCAUUAAAUACAAAUGAAGAAAAUUCUAUAAUGAUUAUCAUGAAUAAUUAUUUCGGUAUUGGAAUAGAUGCUGAUUUAGCAUUGGAUUUUCAUAAUGCACGUUCAGAGAAUCCGUCGAAAUUCAACAGCCGCAUUCAUAAUAAAGGUAUAUAUUUCAAAAUUGGAUUAAGAAAAAUGAUUCAUCGAAGUAUUUGUAAAGAUUUACACAAACAAAUUGUUGUUGUUGCUGAUGGUAAACUUGUAAUCUUACCACCGAUUGAAGGAUUAAUUGUAUUAAAUAUUCUCUCUUGGGGUGGAGGUGCUAAUCCUUGGAGUGUUGAAAAAGAUGAUGAAUUUUCAAAACCUACACAUUAUGAUGGUUUACUUGAAGUGGUUGGUAUCUCUGGUGUAGUACAUAUGGGUCAAAUCUAUUCUGGUCUCAGUACUGGGAUCCGCCUUGCUCAAGCAGGACAUCUGAAAAUUUUGCUCAAAUCUGAACUCCCUAUUCAAGUUGAUGGUGAACCAUUUAUUCAUCCACCUGGUCAAAUUACUGUAUUACGAUCUGCACUUAGAGCUAACAUGCUAAGAAAAGUUAAACGACCUAAACGAAGAACUGGAACAGAUGAAUACGGAUUGAAUCAAUUGUCAUCUAGAGAUGUAGAACACCGAAGGUUGACAUCACAGUAUACAGGUACACGAUUACAAGACUACAAUUCACUAUCUGACUGUACAUUUUUAAGUACUACAGAGAAUUUAAGACAACAAAACAUACUAUUUCCUAUAAAUAAGUUGAACUUGAAUUCAUAUGUUUACAAUACACCCACUAAUAGUACAACAUUAUCAAAUAAGCUGCCUAUGGCAACCACAUCUGUUUAUAACACGUCAAAUACUACUAUUCAAUCAACAUUACCUCCUAUACAAGUAGGAGAUAACAAUAGUAAACAAUUAACUCAUGAUGAUAGUAAUACUGAUGAUUUCAAUCUUAACAAAUCUUUUAAUCAGUUAUGUUUAGAUGAUAAUAAUGAAGUAAAAUCUUCAUAUGUCAAAAUCUCUUCAUCAUUAUUACUACCAGUUUGUUCAUAUACUCCAUUAUCAGAGGAUGAUAGUGUAUAACUGUGUUAAUUAGUUCAUUCCUUUUUAUUGGUUGAUACAGUAUAGUUAUACAGAGUACAAAUAUGUAUGUUGUAUUCUUUAAUUUCAAUGAAAGAUAACUAUUUUUUGUAAAUUAUAUAAUAUUUAGUGUAUUUUAAACGAUUACAAGAGAGGAAAUCAGUAGAUAUUACUUAUAACUAUAUAAACAAUAUAUAUAUAUACGUACACUUUCUAUUUGUACUUCUUUACCAUUUCAACUACACAGCUAUUAUGAUCCACCCUUCCUCCAGAUUAUUAUCUGUCCCUUCUGUAUAUAUUAUAUCAUUAAUAUAGAGUAAGACCAUUUUCAUUGUUGUUGUUUUUGUUCUUUACCACUGAAUGCUUUUAUCAGGUGAUGCCGUCUUUAGCAUAUUAUCAUUUUUCUUUAUUUGUCAGUUGUUGUUUUUUUUCCUAAAAAAAUAUUCUAUAUCCUUGUGUUUGUGGUUUAUUUUGUGUAGGAAUGAGUAAGUAGUAAGUAAAGUAGACCUACUUAAUUUGGUGUUAUUUCAUGCAUUUCAAUGAUCAUACACUACACUACAAUGAAUGGAUAACAAUGAUGAUGUAUUUGAUUAUUGAUAAUAAUAAUACAUACUGAUUACUGAAGUAUUUCUUGAUUUUUAGUUGUGUACUUUUAUCAACUGCUUAAAUACUCCUAUUAUAAAAUCUAUUACAAAAGGUAUUUGAAUAAAUAAAGAAUAUUCUCUUUGAUGACUUCAUCUUUAAGUUCUAC